This is a messenger RNA of Colletotrichum paranaense, 768 nucleotides long. RefSeq lists its product as uncharacterized. NCBI's taxonomy places the organism in Eukaryota, Fungi, Ascomycota, Sordariomycetes, Glomerellales, Glomerellaceae. The record is from RefSeq and is a predicted model, not a curated record. The transcript has a single exon. Gene Ontology annotation, cellular component: nucleus. Bases 1 to 768 code for a protein of 255 amino acids.
AUGUCGAGAUUCGUAUCGGCGGGGGCCAUCAACGCCGAGACAGGCGAGGCCGUACCCCAAGACACAACCGCAACACCCGCAACAAACGCCGGCGCGAGCACUGCCGGCUCGGCGCCCAAACCCGCCGCCGAAUCCAGAAAGAGCGCCGAAUGGGACCUCGUGCAGAAAGAACUCGACGCGGAACGCAGGCGUAGGGAGGAGGCGCGCGUCAAGUCCGUCGAGGGCGGGGAGAAGAGUCUUUACGACGUCCUGCAGGCGAAUAAAGCCGCGAAGCAGGCUGCGUUUGAGGAGGCGAAUAAGAUUCGGAACCAGUUUCGCGCGCUGGAUGAUGAUGAGAUUGAUUUUUUGGACGAGGUUAGGGAGGCUAAGAAGGCUGAGGAGGAGAGGGUUAGGAGGGAGACGGAGGAGGGGCUCGUUGCUUUUCGGAGGGCGCAGGGGGGUGGUACGGGGGCGAAGAGGGCUGGUGAUGGGGAGGAGGAGGGUGAGAAGGGGGAGGAGAUGGGUGGUGAGGGGGAGGGUGGUGAUGAGUGGGCUGUUGGGCCUAGGAAGAGGAGGAGGAAGGAGAGGGAGAGGGGGUUUGGGGUGAAGAGGGAGAAGGGGGGCGAAGACAAGGUGGACGAGAAGGGCGAUGGUCAGGUGAAGAGUGUUGGUAAGGGGAGUCCGCCUGUGCCUAUGCCUGCGGCUACGACUACGACCACAGCUGCGCCUGCACCGGUGAAGGGGAAGCCGAGUCUUGUUGCGUACGGAUCUGAUUCGGACGAUGACUGA